Molecule: messenger RNA, 610 nt
Organism: Marchantia polymorpha subsp. ruderalis
Lineage: Eukaryota; Viridiplantae; Streptophyta; Marchantiopsida; Marchantiales; Marchantiaceae
Source: the annotation of a GenBank genome assembly
CGACCGACCAUGUCAAACCCGUGAGAACUUGUGGGAGUUCUAGGCCAGGUUAUAAAUACUCAAGAUCCAGCGCAUUAACUCACGAAACACAUUAAUUGACUUCCAAAAGCCCCUUGGGAGGACCGAAAGACGCCAAAGCGGAGAACAACCUUUCGGGUCUAUGAGUCACCCGUUAAGCUGGUUAAGCAGGAGGAUGAACUUACCCAUCUUUUGCGUCAAAUUGAUGCAUGAGACUAUUUACUUCAUGCCCCUGAUAUGAUUUUGAUGCUGCAUGAUCACUAUUUCGUGGAUGCUGUGAGAAAUGCUGCUACCUGCAUGUCCAGCUUAGAUCGAAACCAGUUGGCUAAUUACUGGCACAUAUUCGUUGGUCUUUCGGAUACCUGCGAAGCAACAGAGGGAAGGAGACCACGUAAUUCGGCAAGAACACGUGUGGGAGGCGAGCGAGCACACUGAGUACUCUUGACUGGCUCCAUGGAGGCUUUUCCCAACAGCGAGACGUGCAUAUUCGUAUAAGCACAGAGUUUCGUCACCCGAGGGGUUGUCAGCGAGCACGAACUCUCACGAUCUGCAGCAUGCAGUCUUCCGGGAGCCAGCUAAUUCAGGUAUAGCA